Molecule: messenger RNA, 1518 nt
Organism: Aspergillus luchuensis
Lineage: Eukaryota; Fungi; Ascomycota; Eurotiomycetes; Eurotiales; Aspergillaceae
Exons: 1
Coding region: 1-1518 (505 amino acids)
Source: RefSeq, a predicted model, not a curated record
AUGGCCAACACACGUUCAGGAAAGGAUACUUCAAAACCCACUGGUGUCGACAAAAACACCAACGCUCGAAAGACCCGUGAAAGAGAUGAAAUGGCCGCCCAGAGAAGGAAAAUUGAAGACAAGCGGAGACAGCGCCAGCAGGAGCUCGAGUCACUCCGGAAGGACUUGCUAGCGGCGGAGAGCCAAUUGAAAGGCUCGCAGCUUACCGAGGAUGAGAGGGCCGAGCUGCAGAACAAGCACAAUAAUUUUCAACAAGUCAUCCAAUCUACGGAAGCGGAUAUCAAGAAAGAUGACGAAGAUUUGAUGGAUAUUGAUACGAAGGAGCAUGCUGCCACAGGUUCCAACGGUCAGGCCCCUGAGAAUAACGCGCCAUCGACACAACCACAACCUGUGCCGCAGAACACAUUGUCCCCGACUGGGGAUGAGACGUCGGUGAAGCAGGAAGCAGUGGAUGCUUCCAAUGGGCAGGGGCAGGGACAACAUAGAAAAGCAGCACUUCCUGAUCCUGAUACCGCAAAAGCGUCCGUCGAGGAACCAGAUUUGGUCGGAAGUUCGAAUCCGAACGAAGAUAACGAUGGUGAAUUACUAGUCCGAUUAGAUACAUUAUCAAAAGAUGGCCAUUCGAACGGUGUAGCAGAUGCGUGGUUCAUGAUGCUCGCAGCCGAGAAGCUGAUUGUUCGAUACGGGCCAAAGCAAGCGUGCAAGUAUGUCAUCCAAUCCGGCAAAGGACACAAUCUCGAUGGUCUUCCGCAAGUAUCCGAUCCAGAGUCGCGGCUUUGCUCCAUCAUGGAGAAAGACAAACGGGGAAAAAACCGCCGUCGCUAUGGCCCCGAGAAUAUCGAAGGGAUUGUUGGUGUAGCCAUUCUGGAGAGGCCUCUUAAUACGAAAAGCUCUAAGGCGCCAACGACCUAUGUGAAGCUCAAGUGGACUAAUAUCAAAGAGGAAGACAAACAUUUAUGCCGUGAUGGUACCAAUUGGAUUACACGAACAGAUCUCGUCGAAAUAACCAAUGAGGAACUGGCUACGUCAAAAAUCACGGAGGCGUGGGAGAAACAGGAGGCACGUUACAAUAACUGGGAGAAAGGGUUACCUAUUGGAACUCCAAGUCGCUCGCCCACGCCGUGUCCACUGGACGUCUGGCAAAGAGCAAAGCGGGAAAGGAGCUGUCCCGUAAGAGGACAAUCUAGGGACACGAUGAAGCGAGAGGCGACAGCCAGCCCCGCUCCGGAUAUCAUGAAUGCGGGGUCUAGUGAUAGUUCAGAAUCGCAAUCCGGAAAUCCUGUUCACCCCAUUCCUGAAGGGGCAACUGGUGCCGCAAUCGACUCAACUACGCCAUCCGAUAAGCCUGCGUCACAAAUAACCUUUAGCCGGAAGGAAUAUGUGGAAAGGAUGACCAACAGCAUGGCUUUGGAUAAGACAGAUAUGCAAGCAUACGUGAAAGCACUAGCCUUGAUUGAAGCCGAAUAUGCGGUUUAUAAGGGUCAUUUGCUGGCAAACGGAGGUGUGGAGGUGUACUAA